This is a messenger RNA of Nycticebus coucang (slow loris), 4424 nucleotides long. RefSeq names its product tripartite motif containing 7 (gene TRIM7). The record is from RefSeq and is a predicted model, not a curated record. Lineage: Eukaryota; Metazoa; Chordata; Mammalia; Primates; Lorisidae. Gene Ontology annotation, molecular function: zinc ion binding; protein binding. The coding region runs from base 1266 to 2807 and encodes 513 amino acids. The transcript has 7 exons.
UUCUUGGUUACCUCAUGCAGGAGCAGCUAGAUGACUGUGUGGCUAGAAUGGAGUCAACUCCCAGAGAGCAGAAGACAGGGAGGCUUGGGUGCAGGAGAUGGUGACAACGAAUGGCUAGGGCUUUCGGGGUAGUUCAAAAGCUUCCACUCUGAGAGAAAUGGUAGCCGCUGGACAACGUGGAGCGGAGUAGGAGUGUGCUGGGGAGUCAUUAGCAAGGGUCUUUCGAGCCAAGAAAGCAGAAGUGAUUACAAGGGCGUGAGUGACAGAGGCCCAUGGAGUGGAGGGAGAGGAGGAGGAAAACACAGGAGGCCAUCCUGGUGGGAGAGAAGUCAGGGGAACACUGUGUCCGGGAAGACUGAGAAAGGACGUCUGGAGGGCGGGCGCGGAGAGGUCUUGGUCUUUGGGAUAGAAUCGCAGAGGUCACUGGUGACAUUGACAAGAGCAGUUUCUGAGGAGAGUGGGUGAAAGCCUGAGCCUAGUGGCUUCUCUGGGGAAUGAGGAGAGAGGUGGAAGCGGUCACUGGCAGUUCUGGAAUGGGGCUGCGACAGCGAGCUGAGCAAAGAGAGACCGUCCAGUUAUUCCGGGGUUGUAGGGGGUGGGAAAUGAUACUGAGUAGGGUGAGAAAAUUGUAAACGUAUUAUAUGUUCCAACAUUACAUAAAGAGUAAAGGGGGCGGACAGUUGCGGGGAAGGUAGUUACAAAGUGGAUAUAAGGCCAAGCUUGGAAGUGGGGAAACAGGGUUAGAUUCCAGAUCUAAAUUUAGAUCAGUACAGGGCCUGGAUGAACCUGCACUGCGGGAACCUGACACCGUGGCCGGUUCACCGGGCAGUUGCCUGGUGCUGCUGGGUUGGCCUCGGUCGGUAACUGGGGUUGGCGCCCAACUCGAUCGGCGAGCCCACCUGUUGCGGUCCGUUUCCCGUGGCUGACCGGGUCAAGCUAGGGCGGCCUAGAGGGGCUGAAGGGCCCCGGGGGCCAACAAGCGGGAGGCCUCUGGCUAAGGUGUCCACUGGGGGAGCCCACAUCGGAGGUGCAGGGCGCUGUCUUGCUCUUGAAUCGCCCUGUGUCACCAGGCCAGGCAUCAACCAGCACCCUCCCCACCGGUCCGGGCACGCCCUCAGCCCACGCCUGGACCUGCCUGGUGUCCGCCCCGCCCUUCUCCCAAUGGGCUCUCCGAAGCCAGCCCGGGUGUCCGUGCUCGGAGCCGCUCACUGUCAAGUUCAUCGGCCGCCCGGAAGCCUCCCGGCCUUCGUGCUCGGAGGGCCUGCAUGGCGGCGGUGGGACCGCGGACCGGCCCGGGUGCCGGGGCCGAGGCGCUGGCGCUGGCGGCAGAGCUGCAGGGCGAGGCGACGUGCUCCAUCUGCUUAGAGCUCUUCCGUGAGCCGGUGUCCGUCGAGUGCGGCCACAGCUUCUGCCGCGCCUGCAUCGCGCGCUGCUGGGAGCGUCCAGGGCCCGGGGCCGCCGCGGCGGCCCGCGGACAGCCCUGCCCACUGCCCUGCCCACAGUGCCGGGAACCCGCGCGCCCCAGUCAGCUGCGGCCCAACCGGCAGCUGGCGGCGGUGGCCACGCUGCUGCGGCGCUUCAGCCUGCCCGCGGGCGUCCGGGGAGAGCUCGGGUGCCCGGAGGCCGCGGCCCGCUCCGCGCCCGCCCGGUGCGCGCAGCACCGCGAACCGCUCAAGCUCUACUGCCAGGAUGACGGGCGCGCCAUUUGCGUGGUGUGCGACCGCGCCCGCGAGCACCGUGCGCACGCAGUGCUGCCCCUGGACGAGGCCGUGCAGGAGGCCAAGGAACUCCUGGAGUCCAGGCUCAGGAUUUUGAAGAAGGAACUGGAGGACUACGAGGCGUUCCGGUCCACGGAAGAGAAGGAGAGCAAGGAGCUGCUGGUGAGCCAGAAGCAGAUGGCCACAGAGCAGGAGAAAGUGGGGGCGGAGUUCCAGGCACUGCGGGCCUUCCUGGUGGAGCAGGAGGGCCGGCUCCUGGGCCGCCUGGAGGAGUUGUCCCGGGAAGUGACACAGAAGCAGAAUGAGAACCUGGUCCAGCUGGGGGGUGAGAUCGCUCAGCUCUCCAAGCUCUGCAGCCAGAUCCAGGAGACAACCCAAAAGCCUGACCUCGACUUCCUCCAGGAAUUCAAAAGCUCACUCAAUAGGUGCAGCAAUGUGCCUGCUCCCAAGCCAACCACAGUCUCUUCUGAGAUGAAGAGUAAAGUCUGGAAUGUUUCCCUUAAGACUUUUGUCUUAAAAGGGCUGUUGAAGAAGUUCAAAGAGGAUCUUCAGGGAGAGCUGGAAAAAGAAGAGAAAGUGGAGCUCACCUUGGACCCAGACACGGCCAACCCACGCCUCAUCCUUUCUCUGGAUCUUAAAAGUGUACGCCUCGGCCCAAGGGCCCAGGACCUGCCCAGUCACCCGCGCCGCUUUGAUACCAACACCCGAGUCUUGGCAUCCUGUGGAUUCUCCUCAGGCCGGCACCACUGGGAGGUGGAAGUGGGCUCCAAGGAUGGCUGGGCCUUUGGUGUGGCCCGUGAGAGUGUGCGCCGCAAGGGCCUCACGCCCUUCACACCUGAGGAGGGUGUCUGGGCACUGCAGCUCAAUGGUGGCCAGUACUGGGCUGUGACCAGUCCUGAGCGAACACCCCUCAGCUGUGGACACCUGUCACGUGUGCGGGUGGCCCUGGACUUGGAGGUGGGAGCUGUGUCCUUCUAUGCCGUGGAGGACAUGCGCCACCUCUAUACCUUCCGUGUCAACUUCCAGGAGCGCGUGUUCCCACUUUUCUCUGUCUGUUCCACUGGCACCUACUUGAGAAUCUGGCCUUGAGGGGCACUAUGUAGAAAGAGCCUCCUCUCCUGUCUGCCUGGGAAGAUAUGGGUGGCUCUGGAAAGGCCACCUGGUUCAACUUGUGUCUACCUUCCACUCUCCUACCCUAGACUGUCCAAGAGUGGUUGCUACAGACACAACCCCAGAGGCACAAGACUGAAUAACUGUGGCUAACAGAGCAGGGGAAAGAAGGCCUUGGAUUGUUAGGGCCUGUCCUGUCUCUGUGGACAGCAUAUGGAUUUGGCCAGAGCCCUGAGGAAGUAGAAGUGGCUGAGGACAGGACCCCAGCUCUUGACAGAGAAGCUUCUUAUCAGAGAACCUGACUACCCUGACUCAGGAGGUCUCUGGUUCAAUGGAGCAAUGAAUGAAACUGGUCCUGUGCUGGCCUCAGUUGCAAGGGGGCAGGUUUGGGCCUGGCCAGCCAGGCUCAGUGUCGCUUCUUUGCCUUCUUAAUAGCUGCCAGCUCUACCUUAUGAGGUCAUGGGACCGCUGGAUCCAGCUGACCUGAUAGAGUUGUCUAUCAGGGAGGAGCACCAUGCUCCUAGCUGGGCCAGAACUGGGAGGAGUUCUUCUGCCCAUAUGAGAGGGAGAAGCCCAGGACAGCAGCACAGAGGCCUCACCAGUCCCCAGUAUCCCAUAGCCUAUGGACACAGAAUGCUGUGUGCACCCUGACCCCAGCGAAACAUGUUCUCACAGAUAUUUAGCCCCCCUUUCCCAGUGCCAAAGUACAGCUUCCCUUAAGAUUAAAGGGAACUUUGAAACAAAAGUUGGUAUUUAUAAUCUUACAGAUGCAACCAGCACCAGCAAAGAAAUGCAUAGAGCACACACACACUCCUGACAGGCCCCCUCUGAAACCCGCCAAAUGUACGCCAAUAGGGAGCAUCCUGGUGCCAAGGCUGGCUCAGCCCGUGUCCUGGAGGGUGGCUGCCUCCUCACCCCUGGGCUAAUUGUUCCCCAGCUUCUGCAUAGCUGAGCUUCCGGAAGGGUGGCGGUGGGCUGUUCCCUGCCCAGUGCUCCCUGAGAAGGGGAUGGGGCAAUGGAAGUAAACACUGUGAGAUUUUCUUGGUUCAUUCUUGACUCCUGGCACUGAGUACCAGGAACACAAGCAUGAGCAAGGUUCUCACCAGAGUGAGCAAGCACAGUGUUUAUGUGUGGGAGGAUCAUGUGUGCGUGUGUGUGUGUGUGUGUGUAUGUGUAGCUCAGAUUUCUCAGGGUGAGUGAGGUAUGGGGCAGAAAGGGGUGGGUAUUUUUUGAACAUGUGUGUUAGGUUUAAGUAUUGCAAACAGACCUAGGUCAGUUUGGUCAUACCCUAUUAUUGAUUUGCAGCCAUUUGCAUAGUUGUUAGUUAUCAACCAUGCCAUAUUUAGGUGAGGGCCACAGUUUUACUUCUCCACAACCUGCCUACCAGGCUAGAUGAAUACCAUCUCAGACGUAAUUUUGUCAUGUAGGUCCCUGAAUGCAUAUGUUGGCAUGCAGGGACCAUGACAGUUGAAUAGUCCUAUCUGCAGUAUCAUGGAACAUCCCUGAGAUGCUUCAAACUCACUGUCUUUUUUUUUUUUUUUUGUGGUUUUUGGCUGGGGCUAGGUUUGUACCUGCCACCUCUGGCAUAUGGGACCG